This is a messenger RNA of Aspergillus tanneri, 1044 nucleotides long. Its product is annotated as NAD(P)H-dependent flavin oxidoreductase. Gene Ontology annotation, molecular function: nitronate monooxygenase activity. Bases 1 to 1044 code for a protein of 347 amino acids. The transcript has a single exon. Lineage: Eukaryota; Fungi; Ascomycota; Eurotiomycetes; Eurotiales; Aspergillaceae. The record is from RefSeq and is a predicted model, not a curated record.
AUGUCCCUUCAAACACCGCUGUGCUCAUUGCUCAAAAUCAAACACCCUGUCAUGCUAGCGGGCAUGGCACGGGCUUCUGGGGCGCGUCUCGCGGCCGCUGUGUCUAAUGCAGGUGGUCUCGGGACCAUCGGCGGCCUGGGCUACACCCCGGAGCAAUUGUCGGACAUGUUGACGGAGCUCAAAUCCCUCCUGCGGGAUCCAUCUCUCCCCUUUGGUGUUGAUCUGGCGCUACCGCAGGUCGGUGGUGGAGCACGCGCGACAAACCACGACUAUACCCACGGACAACUGGAUCAACUAAUCGACGUCGUCAUCUCCCACGGCGCCAAACUGUUCGUCUCCGCCGUCGGAGUACCCCCGGCGCACGUCAUCAAGCGCCUGCACGACGCGGGUAUCCUCAUCAUGAACAUGGUGGGGGCGCCCAAGCACGCGGAGAAGGCGUUCAAAUUGGGCGUGGACAUCGUCUGCGCGCAGGGCGGCGAAGGGGGCGGCCACACGGGUGAAAUCCCGUUCUCCGUGUUGGUGCCUGCGAUCGUGGAUGUGGCGAAGAAAUACAAGAGUCCACUUACGGGGCAGCCGGCAUUGGUGGUGGCCGCUGGUGGUGUGAACGAUGGGCGAAGUCUGGCUGCGUCCCUGAUGCUAGGAGCGUCUGGUGUCUGGGUAGGUACUCGAUUCGUGGCCUCAGAGGAAAGCGGCGCUAGUCAAUUGCACAAGGAGGCAGUGGUUGGAGCCCAGUAUGGGGAAACCCGGCGCACGCUGGUUCUUUCCGGUCGACCACUGCGGAUGCUGCCAAAUGACUAUAUUAAGGAAUGGGAGAAGCGUCCGGAGGAGAUUGCCAGGUUAACGGCUAAAGGCAUUGUCCCUAUCGAGCAUGACUUCAAUAACGAUAAGGAGGUUGACAUUCCUUUCUUGAUGGGCGAUGUCUCGGCCAGUAUCAAGGAGAUCAAGCCCGCUGGUGUCAUCGUGCAGGACAUGGUGCAGCAGGCUGUGGAAGAAUUGAAGAAAGGAAGAAGCUAUAUUAUCGACGCUGGAACCAGUAAACUAUGA